AACCCGGCAGUAAUUAAUACCCGGUGUAAACAAAGAAUGCUUGUCGAAGCAAACGCAGCGAUUACUGAUUAGAAAUCGUUGAAUAAAGUCAACAUAAUAUAUUCGAGAAGCAAUCAGUCGUGCAGCAGAUGACGGCCAAGUGAGAAGUGUCCUACAGUACGCGCAUCCUCUACCGGUAUACUGCCAGGUUUCGUGGUGUCUCUUCUCGACCUACCGUAAUUCGCAAUAGAGAUCUAAACCAAGUUCAGUGUUGAAAGAAGCGUUGUUAGAAGUGGUUUAGUGUGAACGGUUUUGAGCUAGAGCAAAGGAACGAUGGUUGAUCAAGCUAAUCCGGGUAUCGAGAAGCUGCUGGAGUUGGACGGAUACUUGAGAUUGCAUGAGCGCGAAAUAAGACGAAGAAAUAAUGAACUGCGUAACUGGAUUAACAAGCUGAAUCAACUUGAAGGAGGGCUGGAUGAGUUCACACAGGGUUAUAAAUACUACGGAUUGCAUAUUGCUUCCGACAACAGCUUGGUGGCACGUGAGUGGGCGCCCGGUGCACAGCAGCUUUAUCUGACCGGCGAUUUUAACAACUGGCAAUGGGAAGCCACCCCGUACAAAAAGCUCCCAUAUGGAAAAUGGGAGUUGACGCUGCCGGCCAAUUCGGACGGCUCGUGCCCAAUCAAACACCUUUCUGAAAUUAAGGUUAUUGUGCGCAAGCAGGAUGGCCAGCUGGUGGACCGUUUAUCCCCCUGGGCUAAAUAUGUGGUUCCACCGCCAAAAUCUAUGGGUGUAAAUUAUCAGCAACGUGUAUGGCACCCGCCAGCCCAUGAGAAAGUUACGUUCCAUCAUAAGAGACCGGCUCGGCCGCGAGCUUUGCGCAUCUACGAAUGCCACGUGGGAAUCGCUACCGAGGAGCUUGGCGUUGGAACGUACAAGAAUUUUGCCGAUAACAUCAUUCCCAGGAUCAAGAAACUGGGCUAUAAUACCAUUCAAGUGAUGGCCAUUAUGGAGCAUGCGUACUAUGCCAGUUUUGGCUACCAGGUCACGAGUUUCUUUGCGGCAUCGAGUCGACCGGGAACACCGGACGAACUGAAGUACAUGGUCGAUAAGGCUCACGAAGCAGGCCUGUUUGUACUGCUAGAUGUGGUCCACUCGCAUGCUAGCAAGAACACUCAGGAUGGAUUGAACCAGUUUGACGGUACGAAUGCAUGCUAUUUCCAUGAUGGAGCACGUGGGGAGCAUUCACUGUGGGACAGCCGUCUAUUCAACUAUUCAGAGUACGAAGUACUCCGUUUUCUGCUGUCCAAUCUACGCUGGUGGCAUGAUGAGUAUGGCUUUGAUGGAUAUCGUUUCGAUGGUGUUACUUCCAUGUUGUAUCAUUCCCGGGGUAUCGGGGAAGGCUUUUCCGGCGAUUACAACGAAUAUUUCGGAUUGAACGUCGACACUGAAGCAUUGAUCUAUUUGUCCAUUGCUAACGAUUUCCUGCAUAAGCUGGAUCCAAAUGUUAUCACUAUCGCAGAGGACGUUAGUGGCAUGCCGACUUUAUGUCGCCCAACCGACGAAUGUGGCGUCGGAUUCGAUUACCGCUUGGGAAUGGCCAUCCCAGAUAAGUGGAUUCAACUUCUUAAAACCAAGAAAGAUGAAGAUUGGAAUAUUGGAAACAUCGUCCACACGUUGACUAAUCGACGCUGGAAGGAGAGCACGGUAGCCUAUGCCGAGUCUCAUGACCAAGCUCUGGUCGGCGAUAAGACAAUCGCAUUCUGGUUGAUGGAUAAGGAAAUGUACACGCACAUGUCGACGUUGUCCGAGCCGAGUUUGAUUAUUGAUCGUGGAAUUGCUCUACACAAAAUGAUUCGUCUGAUCACACAUGCUUUGGGUGGGGAGGCGUAUUUGAAUUUCAUGGGUAACGAGUUUGGCCAUCCGGAGUGGCUCGAUUUCCCGAGAGUCGGUAAUAACGAGUCGUAUCAUUAUGCUCGACGGCAAUGGCAUUUGGUGGAUGACCAGAUAUUGAAGUAUCGAUUCCUAAAUGAGUUUGAUCGCGCGAUGCACCACACAGAGGAAAAGUACCACUGGCUGAACUGUCUGCCGGCGUACGUGAGCUGGAAGCAUGAGGAUGAUAAGGUGAUCGCAUUCGAGCGCAAUAACUUACUGUUCAUAUUCAACUUCCACAACAGUAAGAGUUUUACCGAUUAUCGUAUCGGAGUGGAACUUGCUGGCAAGUACAAAAUAGUUCUCAGCUCUGACGAUAAGGAGUUCGGCGGAUUCGACCGGAUCGAUAAGAAUGUUGUACACAGCACAUUCCCGGAAGGUUGGGCUGGUCGGCGGAACUACAUACAACUGUAUGUACCAUCUAGAGUGGUUAUAGUGCUGGCACCGCAACAAUAGUAAGCUGAUAGCGAUUGUGAUUAUAUAUGUUUGGCCAUUUUAUAGAUUAUUCCUGUUGGUUAUGUAGACGUAGAGGCAUAUUUAUAAAUAUGAUAGAAAGUUGCUUACAGUAAAUACAUUAGUGUACAAAAAAG
This is a messenger RNA of Armigeres subalbatus, 2501 nucleotides long. RefSeq names its product 1,4-alpha-glucan-branching enzyme (gene AGBE). Lineage: Eukaryota; Metazoa; Arthropoda; Insecta; Diptera; Culicidae. Gene Ontology annotation, biological process: glycogen biosynthetic process. The transcript is spliced from 4 exons. Gene Ontology annotation, molecular function: hydrolase activity, hydrolyzing O-glycosyl compounds; cation binding; 1,4-alpha-glucan branching enzyme activity. Bases 313 to 2367 code for a protein of 684 amino acids. Gene Ontology annotation, cellular component: cytoplasm. The record is from RefSeq and is a predicted model, not a curated record.